Molecule: messenger RNA, 4238 nt
Organism: Anolis sagrei ordinatus
Lineage: Eukaryota; Metazoa; Chordata; Lepidosauria; Squamata; Anolidae
Gene: STK26
Product: serine/threonine kinase 26
Biological process (GO): negative regulation of cell migration; protein phosphorylation
Cellular component (GO): cytoplasm
Molecular function (GO): protein serine/threonine kinase activity; ATP binding
Source: RefSeq, a predicted model, not a curated record
AGGCGGCGGCGGAGGGGGGAAAGGGAAGAAGAGAAGGCCGCCAGGAGGAAAGAAGCAGGCCGGGCCUUCGCUGUUGCUGCUACUUCUGCCGCCGCCGCCGCCGCCUUUGACCGAAGGAGGGAGGCGCAGAGAGAGGGGGAGCGCGCUACUCGAGGCCGGGGCUGAGGCGGAGGCCUAGGCCUCCCUCCCCUCCUUCCCUCCAUGAUGGCGUCCUCCUGAGACGGAGGAGGCCCUUCCUUCCGCGCCGCCCGGGGGAGCGGGUCAUGGGCUUCGGCGCCGGAAGGAGACGAAGAAGAAGAAGAAGAGGCAAAGAGAGGCAGGCCCAGACCCCAUUGCAGCCAAGGAGGAGACCCCUAGAAGUAGCAGCAGCACCUGCUUCCCUGCAGCAGGAGGCCACAAGGAGGAGGCCGUGAGGGACAGCAGCCAUGGCCCACUCUCCAGUGGCCGUGCAGGUGCCUGGAAUGCAGAACCAUAGAGCAGACCCCGAAGAGCUUUUCACGAAGCUUGAACGCAUCGGGAAAGGAUCCUUUGGGGAAGUCUUUAAAGGCAUUGAUAAUCGGACGCAGCAAGUGGUGGCCAUCAAAAUCAUAGACCUGGAAGAGGCCGAAGAUGAAAUUGAAGACAUCCAGCAGGAGAUCACUGUUCUGAGCCAAUGCGACAGCCCAUAUGUCACAAAAUACUACGGCUCCUAUUUGAAGGGCACAAAGUUAUGGAUAAUAAUGGAAUACUUAGGCGGGGGAUCGGCAUUGGAUCUGCUCCGGGCCGGCCCAUUCGACGAGUUCCAGAUUGCAACGAUGCUCAAGGAAAUCCUGAAAGGCCUCGACUAUCUACACUCAGAGAAGAAGAUCCACAGAGAUAUAAAAGCCGCCAACGUCUUGCUGUCGGAGCAAGGAGAUGUCAAACUCGCAGAUUUUGGCGUCGCAGGACAACUGACCGAUACCCAGAUCAAGAGGAACACCUUUGUCGGGACGCCGUUCUGGAUGGCCCCUGAAGUCAUCCAACAGUCAGCUUAUGACUCAAAAGCUGAUAUCUGGUCUCUGGGAAUCACUGCCAUCGAACUGGCGAAAGGAGAGCCGCCCAACUCCGACAUGCACCCAAUGCGAGUUCUCUUUCUUAUCCCCAAGAACAACCCUCCCACUUUAAUAGGGGACUUCAGCAAACCCUUCAAAGAGUUUAUAGAUGCGUGUCUCAACAAGGACCCAACGUUUCGCCCCACAGCGAAGGAACUCCUAAAGCACAAAUUCAUCCUAAAGAACGCCAAGAAGACGUCUUACCUGACAGAGCUGAUCGACAGGUUUAAGAGGUGGAAAGCCGAAGGGCACAGCAGCGAUGAAACUGACUCUGAUGGUUCCGAUUCGGAGUCUAGCAACAAGGAGAACAAUUCUCACCCAGAGUGGAGUUUUACUACCGUUCGGAAGAAGCCAGAUGCCAAGAAACUGCAGAACGGAACAGACCAAGAUCUCAUGAAAACCCUGAGCUGCUUAUCCAUGAUUAUCACCCCUGUCUUUGCCGAGCUCAAGCAGCAAGACACCAAUAACGCCAGCAGGAAGAAGGCCAUCGAAGAGCUUGAAAAAAGCAUCAGUUUAGCUGAAACGACGUGUCCAGGGAUCACAGACAAGAUGGUGAAGAAGCUGAUGGAGAAAUUUCAGAAGUUUUCCGUGAACGACUCCUCCUAAGCAAUGGAUGCCGUUUCAAUCCGGCAUCCGGCCCACCAGAACAUACUCUAGAAAAAGCUUGGCAGAUGCUUUGGUCGUCAGCUCCUUGUGCCUUUCGGGAUCAUUGCGACGUUAUCUGAGGAUCGGGGGAUUUCAAAGGACCGGACUCUACUGAUUUCGUGAUGGCUUCUUCUUCUUCUUUUUGUAUAUCCGGGACACAUCCCUUUUUAUUUUAAUUUGUAAAGAGCAACUUUUAAUAGGGUAGUUUCCACCAAUUUAAUCCAGUUGAGAACAAACACCAUGCGUUUAGCUACUAGGUGUAAUUUAGGGGCAAUUUGCGAGAUCUGGAGGCGGACGACGCCCAUUCAGUCACUUGGUGAAAAGUACAUUUUUCUGAUGGUCUUCUCACUCCUUUGGUUCGAAAGCGACCCAUAGAAUGGCGAAACGGGGCGGCUUUCCACCGAAAUAUGUAACCCUUGGCCAACUUUCUAGCUGGCGAAAUGCUGUAAAACCCUACGGCUUUUUGGGGAAACGGGCUCCGCAAUCGCCUCCCGUUUUUGAGAGCAAUAUGCCGAUAGCUUUGCGAGUUUCACGUUGUAGCUUAGUGAACAGUUUGUAAGUGUCUUUUUCCCCCUUUCUGGUUAAAUCAUUCAUCAUGGUAAGGAGAAUUUUGUUAAAAAGCAAUAUAGUUGCGGAAGUCCUUUCUUUUGGGGAGAGGGCAAUAAUGGACCCGCAAUCCGGCUUCACUGAAUCCCCCUUCUUUUUUUCCAUUUUGGGAGGAAAUACCUCGCAAACAGGUAUCAAAACGCAUGCGAGCAACACCAGCGAUGUUUGGGUUUUCUCUUCCUUAUGAGAUAUUUAUACGCUUUGUUCCAAAAAAAUUACAUAAAAUUGCGUUACAAUGAGCUUACUUCCCCAUAUAUGUAUAUAUAUGCAGUAGAGUCUCGCUUAUCCGACUUUUGCUUAUCCGACAUUCCAUCUUAUCCAACACUCUUAUCUGAUGCCCCCCUUUUCCUUCAGCAUUUCACCUUCAAUUAAAAGAGCGCUCCCCAAUUCUCUCUCCAUUCCCAGUAAGUGAAAAAGACAAGGAAAGGAGGAGGAAGGGAGGAAGGAAGGAGGAGAAGAGGCAGGACCAGUAGCGGAAGCGUCCUCCCUCCUUCCCUCUUCCGCAUCCGGCCAUUUCCUGCUGCAUUUCCCCUUCAAUUAAAGGAGUGCUCCCCAACUCUCUCUCAGUUCCCAAUAAGUUAAAAAGGCAAGACGAGGAGGACAAGGAGGGAGGAAAGGGGGAAAAGAGGCAGGACCGGAAGCGGAAGCAUCCUCCCUCCUUCCCUCUGUGAUUUCCACACUCCUCUUCCGCAUCCGGGCACUUCCUGCUGGGCCGCUCUAGCCCCGAGGUCUUGCCUUGCCUUGCCUGAGUCUCUGUUGGUAGUAUUCUAGGUGUCCAGUGCCACGUCAGGCAGGUAACAGUCAGAGAUUCCGUAUUAUCCAAAAUUUUCGUUUAUCCGACAUUCUGCCGGCCUGUUUGUCGGAUCAGCGAGACUCUACUGUAUAUAUAUAUUUACCCGUUAGUAUGCAAAAUAACUGAGUUAGAGACAUUCUUUCACACACAACAACAACAACAAAAAGGUAGUACUGUGCAGUAAGGGUGAUUUUUUGAAUUAUUAAACUCGCUUUUAGUUAUAUAUUUAUGGUACUGUUUAGAUGGGUUAAUCUCUCUUUUUUUUCCUCCCUUUUUCGACCCAAUCUGUAUAUUAUGCUGAAGUUUGAAGUGUGGGGUUGUAUUUCAGUCCUUAGCUGUGGAACAUGUGGGUGUAAAUUUAUUUUUGAUAAAGAAGUCUUGGAUGUGUUUUAAUUUUAUAGUUCAGCUCUGCACAUGUUUAUCUUUUCUUUUUUGCACAAAAGUCCAUUGCUUUUUUAGAAAAAGGAUUUGAAGUCUAUCUGCCAAAUAUUGAAAGAGUUGCAAGCAAAUAUUGAAUUUUUUUUAGUUUCAAAAAGUUGCCAUUAUUACAUCCUUUUUUUAAAAAAAGGUAAUAGAUAUAUAAAGACGCUGGCAAGAGAUAGGGGUGGGGUUGGGAUUGCAAAGGGCAAUUAUUUUCAAUGGUGCCUACACUGUAAAAAAAAAUAAGAGAGAAAAAAGACAUUACUUUUAACUCCUUUUGUUUUAAUUUUCCAAGAAAUGUUUGCUAAAGAAGAAAAAAAUAAAAACUUUCGUCGCUUAUAUAACUUGAGACACAAUUAGAAAAAUUUAUAUCCGAGGAGUAAAAAAAUUAAAUAAAAUAGAAGUCAGGACAUAGUUUUUGAAAACGAUAAUGUUAAUGGAUUAAAUACAAAAAAAGAGAGAUAUUUUUAUAAAUGUACAAGCCGCAAAAAAGUUGUAAAUACAGUUGAUCGGAAGCUUUACGAAACAACCGCGUCGCCGAGACAGAAGCGUAGCGCUCUUCCCUGUAGCUUUUAGUCCUGUAAAUCCGUUUAUAAAUGAAGCUUCUCUCAUCACUGUUGUUUUUUUGAGGGAGGGGGCCAGCAAGGGGCAGCGGAGGACGGUGGGAAAGUUUAAGAAACGAAAUAAAAUAUUUAAGUUCUGUA